CACAUAGAUAGAUAGAGUCGAGUCACCAGGUUCCGGUAGCCUUCUUUCUACGAGAGGAAGGAAGUGAAAGGUAAAGGUCGGGCGGAGGCUGGAAAUGCAGGCAAAGCAGUGGUGGCAGGUCUUGGGCUUAGCGGUGCUCCUACUCUUUCUCUGCAAGAUGUCCGUCAUGGUGUUGGACAAAGAGCUCCACCAGCAACACUUUAGCAUUGGCAGCGAUACAGAUGCAAGCCUGGCGAGGCUCUCCAGAAACCCAAGUCAAGACAAGCGAGGAUGGCUGCUCGAUCCUCUCAAAGCUGCUGCUCAAGCCGGCCUCUCAGGUGGAGCGAUUGAAUGCACAGCAGUUCACGCAGGAGAGAUACAAGUAGGGGCCGUUCGUGCCAAUCAUCGGCAUCACUUUUGCAACGAGACGUUUCUCCUGUGGAAUGCUCGAGCGUUGUUUCGUCUGGAGAACGCAUUCAUGGACAAUGGAUAUGCGCAGGCUGUUGUUGAGGCUGGCGAGGUAUCAAUCGCCGCUGCGCCGGCUGGCCGGGCACAUGCUUUGGCAAAUAUUGACAGGCACAAGACGCUCUUUUUUUUGGCGUGUCAAGACAACCCCGAGAAUCCAAUGACAGACUUUCGGAUAUGGGACGAUCUGUGACGAAAUGAAAAAGCCCAAGACAAAAACUCUCUUGGCUCUCGGUCUUAUUUUUUAUAGGAUGAAGCAAGAAUCGUCGGUGGCGUCUCUCCGUGGCCGCGGCUUCAAGAAUUGUGACACCACAACCCGAGAGAAAGAAAUUCUUCUCUUUCUUUUCUUC
Selaginella moellendorffii is the source of this 794-nucleotide messenger RNA. RefSeq lists its product as uncharacterized. The transcript has 3 exons. The record is from RefSeq and is a predicted model, not a curated record. Gene Ontology annotation, cellular component: endosome; trans-Golgi network. Lineage: Eukaryota; Viridiplantae; Streptophyta; Lycopodiopsida; Selaginellales; Selaginellaceae. Bases 95 to 637 code for a protein of 180 amino acids.